UGGCGAUCCAAUGUAACGCAAGGGCUGAACACGCCCGCAGCUUGUGGACUCUUGUUCGCUGGCUGGGUUCGUCUGCAAGGGGAGCAGCCCAGCGCUGGCAGCGGGCAGUGGUGACAGCCGGGGCUCGGCGAUGGGUCCGGGCUGCGGCUCCUUCGCCCGCGGGGGCUCGGGCUAAGUUCGGACCAUGCGUUUCCACGGCUCUGCCAACGUCCGGCUCUGUUUCCUGCUCGCCCUCACUCUCUGCACCUCGCUGCUGCUGUUGGUGGGGCUCCAGCAAUGGGCACGCCAGGACCUGCUAGUCUCCAUCCCCUGGAGGUCCGGCAAUGCCACCCGGCUCAGGAGCUCCUUGCACGGGCAAGGACUGGCUGCGACCUCCGCCGGGAGCUCCAGCACUCGUCCCAGCCCUACCCCAACAAGGGGACUCCCCUGGCACCAAGUGGCCGAGGCACCCAGAGGUUCCCAGAACAGCCUCGAGGAGAAGGAGCCUCCAUGGAGAGAGAGGGCUGGGGUUACACCAGAGGAGGAGGCAGCUCUGCUGCUAUGGGACACCCCCCUUCACCGCCCCGGCUCCGGCAAACACAACGUGAAACUCAGUGACAUCUUUAUUGCGGUGAAAACCACACGGAAGUAUCACAAGGCCAGAUUGGAUCUGCUCUUUCAGACCUGGAUAUCUCUGGUCCAGAACCAGACAUUUAUAUUCACGGAUGGCGAGGAUAAAGAAUUGCGGGCAAAGGCUGGAGGCAACAUGAUCAAUACUAACUGCUCUGCUGCAUAUACACGCCAAGCACUUUGCUGUAAGAUGUCUGUGGAGUAUGACAAAUUCAUUGAAUCUAAAAAAAAAUGGUUUUGCCACUUUGAUGAUGAUAAUUAUGUAAAUAUUCGAAGUCUGGUCCACCUGUUGUCCACAUAUUCGCACACCCAAGAUGUUUAUAUUGGCAGACCAAGCCUUGAUCACCCUGUUGAAGCUUUGGAGAGGGUAAGGAGUGGUGGGUCGACCUCUGUGAAGUUUUGGUUUGCUACAGGCGGUGCUGGCUUCUGCAUCAGCCGUGGGCUGGCAUUGAAAAUGAGUCCCUGGGCCAGUUUUGGGAACUUUAUCAGCACGGCGGAGAAGAUCCGUCUGCCAGACGACUGUACGAUCGGCUACAUCAUCGAGGGCCUGCUGGAGGUGAAGAUGAUCCACAGUGACCUGUUCCACUCCCACCUGGAAAACCUGCAGCAGCUCCCUGCUCCCACCAUCCUCAAACAGGUUACCUUGAGUUACGGGAAUUCAGACAUGAAGCGGAACGUGCUGAGAGUCCAGGGCCCCUUCAGCCAGGUCGAGGACCCUUCAAGGUUCAAAUCUAUACAUUGUCUCCUGUAUCACGAUGUCUGGUGUCCCCCAGAAGAUGGAGAGUGAUCGGCAGAACGAGUUGUGCCUCUUUUUUUUCCACCAGCUGAUUUACUUUUGGAGAAACUUCCGGGGAGGGGGAAUCGAAGGGCCUCCUUUUAAUGGGAAGGAAAAGUGUGACGCUGCGGGAGGUGUGAUGCAGGAAUUGGACCAGAGAUUAUUCCUGGAUGAGCUGCACAUGUUCUGUAAAAUAACUAAAAACAACAAAACAAAUCUUGAUCCGCCAGAGACAAAAUGUCAUUUCUGUCCAUUGGAUUUGUGGACUAAAACGAACCGUGAGAAAGCUGAGUGCCAAAGUGCGAGAUAUAGCAUCAAAACCGAACCUACUCUUCUGUGUGUGAUGAUGACUUGAAAUUUGAUCUCAAUGCAAUGACUUUGAGUCACUGAAGAUCACCACUCCUCACAUUUCUGUUUGCUGGGUACACAAAUAUCUGCUGCAAAAUGUUGAAGACUUUUGCCAACCUGGUCACAUUGGAAAUGUAGACUCUGUUCGCUCUGUGUGUUUGCUGUGUGCAAUAUGUUCAAGGAUUUCAUGUUGGCUGUGUUGGUCAUGCAGUUCUCUGCUGUGUCGGUUAUGCAUUACUCUGCAGUUUGCAGUCAAACUCUGCAUUUGCAGGGAUGCAUUGUUGUAGCAGUUACAUCUCCAUGAGAUGGUGGUUUCCUAGUGGUGCAUAUCACUGUGGCUUCACGGUGCCAAACAAUGUCAUAAUUUGAGGGAUAUUUGCCACUGAUUCGCUGAAAUGAGCAGACUGACAAGGUAGCAUUCAGUUCAAAUGUGGACCUAAAUUUGUACUGAGCCAAACACAAUUUUAGUUACUGAAUGGUCAGGUAAAGCGAUUUGAUUACUCCGGAAAAAAAAUAGUCUUGCUUCUUAAUUAAAUGUGUUGACACUACCAGCACAGUAUUACGGUACCACUGCAAUUCUAAAUAACUUGUUUAGUUCUCUGUUUCGCCUAUCGAGCCAAAGACAAAACCUUGUUUUUAAUUAUUUGUUUAAAACAAAGUAUGACUAAUCCACACUGAACAAUCAUUUCCCUCUGGAAUUACUUCAGCUCAGUGAGGGUGGAAUCGUUUAAACUGAAUUUAUUUUUUGGAUAUACUAUGAUUUCUGAAAUUGCAAGUAAAAUAAUUACCGGUACUUACUUUCCACCUUGAAAUGAUGAAGAGAAAGGACUGUGUAUGCGGAAUGAUGCACAGAGCUAUCUAAAUAUUCCCGAGGUUCUCUAGUUUUUAAAUUCUCAUCUCAGUUAAUCAGAAAAAUGUAAAGUGAUGGAGUAACUCAGCAGGUCAGGCAGCAUCUCUGGAGAACAUGGAUUGGUGAUAUUUUGGAUUUGGGCCCUUGCUCCUUUGCUCCCAUAGAUGUUGCCUGAUCCACUAAGUUGCUCCAGCAUUUUUUUUUGCUCCAGAUGUAUGCAGUCUUUUGUGUCUUCAAUCACAGUUGUUUUGUCAUCUGACCACCCUUGUUCCUUCACGAUGUGGGUAGAUUAAUCCCACCACUCCUGGUAUCAGUCCACUAUCAUCGAACCAGAACUUCCAACUCUGGGUCGAAGAUCAUCUUGAUGGAGCAAAAUUGACCUUCCAGUUUCCAACCACAAGUAGGUCCACUUAUGUGUGACUCUGACAGUGACUCUCCUUGAAUGCUACACCCCUGCAGCGAGACUGUAACUUCGGUAAGUACCAGCUGUAACCCACAAAUAUACGGACUUCACGCCUUGGGGGUUGCAAUGUCUACUCUGUUUCGGUAAAAUACUGGGCUGAAGUUCACAGCUCGGGCGAGAAAGCUGCCGCUGUGGUAAACAGCUUCAUUUUGAAUAAAGGGAACAUUUCAUAUUCUGGCAUUUGCCUGCAUUACGUAAUCCUAUACAUGUGAUUAUAGUGCAGCUGGAAGCACUAGAAAUUGUUGCAUUGAAUACACAAAUGAGAAGCUGAUGCCACACGUAGCUGGAGGCUGGUGCAAUCCCUUCAGUGUCUGUGCAUCUGAAUCUCACGUUUACUUGUGCUCUUAACAGGUCACUGUGUCUUGAAACAAUUUAAUCUUUUGUACGUUAAUUACAGUGUUAUUUUAUUGAUAUCACUGAUUCAAAAAAAACAUGGUUACAUUAGUUUAUUCUCAUGUACACUCGGGGGCAAUCAAAUUCCGCAUUCACAUGAACCACACAAAGCAAACCGUAGUGAUAAAUAUCACAAUAAAUACUAUGACAAGUGCAAAACAGCAGAAUGAUGCAAGAUUGUAGUGCAAAAUCUGUGGUUUAAAAGAAUAUUAAAGUGGAAUAAAUGGAUAACUGAAUGAGGUGGAGUUGAGAGUAAGAGUAUGUGGCAGAACCUCGGGGAAGAGGGUGUGAAAGAGGUGAUUGCUUCAGGAGUCUGAUAGCAGUGGGGAAGAGACUGUUCUUGCGCCUGGAUGGCCAAGUUUCCUAGCUCCUGUAUCUUCUCCCAGGCGGUAGACCUGAGAAGAGAGAAUGGCUGGGAUGGCAGCAUCAUUGACGAUACUUCUGGCCUUCCUGAUGAGCCGCACCAUGAAGAUGGACAGGAUGGAAGGAAGCGACGAGCCUGUGAUGGGCUGGGCUGUGUUUACCACUCUCUGCAGGUUCAGGCGGUCAAGAGAUGGGCAGUUGCCAAACCAGCGCUGAGAUGCAUCUUGUCAGAACACUUUCUAAAGUAUAUUUUGCUUUAGAUACACUAAAGCAUCCAAAGUACUCUUUAUUCUCGUUAGAAUACUUU
Amblyraja radiata (thorny skate) is the source of this 4108-nucleotide messenger RNA. RefSeq names its product RFNG O-fucosylpeptide 3-beta-N-acetylglucosaminyltransferase (gene rfng). Lineage: Eukaryota; Metazoa; Chordata; Chondrichthyes; Rajiformes; Rajidae. The record is from RefSeq and is a predicted model, not a curated record. The coding region runs from base 185 to 1396 and encodes 403 amino acids. The transcript is spliced from 8 exons. Gene Ontology annotation, molecular function: glycosyltransferase activity. Gene Ontology annotation, cellular component: membrane.